This is a messenger RNA of Dromiciops gliroides (monito del monte), 733 nucleotides long. RefSeq names its product S-phase kinase-associated protein 1-like. The record is from RefSeq and is a predicted model, not a curated record. NCBI's taxonomy places the organism in Eukaryota, Metazoa, Chordata, Mammalia, Microbiotheria, Microbiotheriidae. Bases 1 to 633 code for a protein of 210 amino acids. The transcript has 2 exons. Gene Ontology annotation, biological process: SCF-dependent proteasomal ubiquitin-dependent protein catabolic process. Gene Ontology annotation, molecular function: cullin family protein binding. Gene Ontology annotation, cellular component: nucleus; cytoplasm.
AUGCUGGGAUCAGUGGAUGUCACCCUGGGCUUCCUGUUUGAGCACACUGGGAUCAGUAGGCUUUUUGGCGCCUGUCCUGUGGCCCACCCGGCCUUCUCCGCUCUGCCAGCUUGCCCACUGGGGUGCCGGAGAUACGGAACAAUACCUUCAAUUAAGUUGCAGAGCUCCAAUGGAGAGAUAUUUGAAGUUGAUGUUGAAAUUGCAAAACAGUCUGCAACUAUCAAGACCAUGUUGGAAUAUCUGGGAAUGGAUGAUGAAGGGGAUGAUGAUCCAGUUCUUCUACCAAAUGUUAAUGCAGCAAUUUUAAAAAAGGUAAUUCAGUGGUGCACCCACCACAAGGAUGAUCCUCCUCCUCCUGAAGAUGAUGAGAAAAAAGAGAAGCAAACAGAUGAUAUUCCUGUUUGGGACCAAGAAUUCCUCAAAGUUGACCAAGGAACCCCUUUUGAACUUAUUCUGGCUGCAAACUACUUAGACAUUAAAGGUUUGCUUGAUGUUACAUGCAAGACUAUUGCAAAUAUGAUCAAGGGGAAAACUCCAGAAGAGAUUCGCAAAACAUUCAAUAUCAAGAAUGACUUCACUGAAGAGGAAGAAGCCCAGGUACACAAAGAGAAUCAGUGGUGUGAAGAAAAGUGAAGCUUUGUGCCUGUUGACACUGUAACACUGUAAGGAACGUUCCAAAUAACUAGUUGCACUGCUCUGUUUAUAAUUGUUAAUAUUAGACAAAUGCAGCAGC